Molecule: messenger RNA, 255 nt
Organism: Cylindrotheca closterium
Lineage: Eukaryota; Bacillariophyta; Bacillariophyceae; Bacillariales; Bacillariaceae
Source: the annotation of a GenBank genome assembly
AUGGGCAAAUCUAUCACCGCGAAGGCAUCCUCGGCGAAGACAAAAAAGUCGGGCGUAUCUAAGAUGAAAACGACCUCUGGGGCUAAAAAGUCCGUCAAGAAACGAGUUGAAAUUGACCUAGAGCAGCCUAAAGACAGGGAUCCCAUCGAUUCCAAGCUGGUGUCGGAAACCCAGACUGAAGAGAAGCGUGUUACUGAUGACAAUGAAGUACAACGCUUGGCUGAUGAGAUUGAGGCAAAACAAAUUGCCGAAUGA